Molecule: messenger RNA, 5088 nt
Organism: Trypanosoma grayi
Lineage: Eukaryota; Euglenozoa; Kinetoplastea; Trypanosomatida; Trypanosomatidae
Product: putative brefeldin A-inhibited guanine nucleotide-exchange protein 1
Exons: 1
Coding region: 1-5088 (1695 amino acids)
Biological process (GO): regulation of ARF protein signal transduction
Molecular function (GO): guanyl-nucleotide exchange factor activity
Source: RefSeq, a predicted model, not a curated record
AUGACCAAAAGAGUCUUGCAGGUGAUUGAACGUAUGGCUUCAAUCUGCAAGGACCGGCAUGCGUACCUCCGUGCGGCCUGCGUCUGCGCACGUGCGAAAUCUGAGGGACUGAGUAAUACCGAGACUUUGACAAAUCUUCUUUUCUAUCCGCUGCAGAUUGCGAGCAACAUUGCAAAUGAGCAGCAUACAUUUCUUCCCUUAUCGUUGGAGGGUAUCGCGAGCCUUCUGCGACUCUCCCUUCUCACCGAGGAGAUGAUGUACAGCCCACCGAAUGUACCUCUCCCUGUGCAAAAGAAAAGUCUCUUCAGCAGCACAGACAUCACUGCUCCUGCACAAGGGACUUCGUCCAACAACUCUUCCGAGGGACCAACAAGACUCGUGGAUGUUAUUCUCAACACGGUUAAGCGACAUAGGCGUUCUUCCCUAGAUGAAGUGGCUCUUCUAGUGUUGCAGUGUUUAGCUGAAAUUAUACACAACUGCGCUUGGGUGAGCGGAACGAGACUGCUGGGCUGCUUCCAGUUUGCAUUUGAGGCUCAACUCGAGGUGAGACUACUCAGCGAAUCAGGCGUGUCGAACUCAAUUCUCCCGCACAUGCUCACCGCAAUACUGGCAAGACGUACAACUCCUGUGCCAAGUAGUCAGCAAGUAUCACAACAGGAGGCUGACUCCACUUCCGACUGUGUAACAAGGAGCAACAAUGCUUCUAUUGCAGAAGCAACUGCUUCUUCCACAUCUUACAUAAAUCGUGUAGCUUCAACUGUCCCACCAACGGGUGGUGGGGAACCGAAAAAAACAUUAUCGUUGUCGCAGUAUGAACAGGAUUGCUACAAUAUCUUGUUGCGUAUCUGCGACCUUUCGAUGAAGCCUAUCGACGUCAGUGCCCCCGUGGGUUCACUAGAGUGGCGCAGCAAAGUAUUGAGCUGCGCUCUUCUUGCCCAAUUUAUCAAAGAGAUAAAUGCUGAAUUUGUGCAAAGCGAUCUCUUUAUGAUUGCUUUGCAUGAAAAUGUCACUGUGAGUUUACUCCGUAACUGUACUUUGGAGGAUGCCGUGCUGUACGGCGUGCCCCUCAAGACUUUGUAUCAUCUUGUGGUGCACUACCGUGAAUUCCUCAAGUCUAAAGUGGUGGUUAUUUUUCUUGGCGUGCUCAUCCCUUUGGUUGGAUCAAAGAGCACUUCAUACAAUCAGAAGUAUGCGAUACUGUCUUUUUUUGAACUUACCCUGCGCAAGCAUCAUGUGGUGAGGGAUUGGUUUACGAACCUUGACUGUGUUCAAGGUAUGCCAAGUUUUUGUGAGGUUCUUGUGCUGCGGCUGUCAAAACUGGUGAAGAUGUCGCAUAUUUCACGAUGGGUCACGACAAAAGAGGACGGAACUCUCCGUCUGAAAUGCAUCAAGGCGUUGUGUGCAUACAUCCAGUCAGUGGAACUCAUCGCGAGAGGGUUCCACGCAUGCGGUGGCAUCGACGCUACGCAUGUCCUAGACCGUCAAGCAGCAAAGAAUAGAGGUGAAGGAGAAGCUACGUGUGCCACGAGUGAAGUUAAGACCGCAGGUGGCGGCGGCGACAGCGACAACGAUGCCAAGGAUGGUGAUGAUGAUUAUGAUGAUGCGGAGAACGAGGCAGCGGCUUCAGUGUAUGAGGAGCAAAGUCGCUCUACUGUGGAUAGUGUUCGGCUUGCUGACUCCGGUGUCGAGCAGCUACUGCGUGACAAGAAAGCAUACGACUCCGUUGUAGAGGUGUUCAACGCGGGGGACUACGCGACUGCCCUCAAGAUGGCCCUGAACGUCGGAAUUCUGAGCAGCAGAGAGCCAGAGACAGUAGCGCGCUUCCUGCUCCAGAGGAAACUGGACCCUGUGCGCGUUGGGGAGUACCUUUGCAAGAAUGAUGAUGAGCGUAAGACCAUUUUACGUGCCUUCAUUAGUUUGAAUGAUUUUGCUGACCUGGCAAUUGAUGAGGCGAUGCGGGUGUUUCUGGGAAAGUUUAAACUUCCAGGGGAGGCGCAGGUCGUUGAUCGCACGAUGGAAAUAUUCGCCGAGCAGUAUUGUGUCCAGAAUCCCACGAUAUUUUCUGGGCCAAGUCCUGCUUUUAUUCUCGCCUUCUCCAUCAUGAUGCUAAACACUGAUGCACACUCCACACACAUUAAGGAGAAAAUGACCGUGGAACAAUUCAUCCAGAACAACCGCGGCAUCGAUGAUGGUAAGGAUUUACCACAUCAGUUUCUUAGGGAUAUUUACCAGCGCAUUACAACAAAUGGAAUUAUCCUUGAAUGCCGUGAGGCGGUUCAGAGGGUUGGUUCUGCGAUGAAGCCUUCUAACACGAAGGACUCAAACUUAUUGCUAUCAUCCACAUCAUCAUUGAUACGUGGAAAUAAACAAAGGCUCGCGCGUCACAUGGAGAAAGAGUGCCUUGUUGAAAUAACUUUGGAUCAGAUUACACAAGAUGUGAGAGCAGAACCAUACACAUCUGUGAAUUCCCCAGAGGUGGCGCGGGCGAUGCUGGAGAGCACUUGGACUGCCCUUCUGGCAGCCUUUGCUAUUCCAAUGGAAGAGAUCGAUAACAUGGAGUUCAUUGAUACUUGCCUGGAUGGUUUUGAAAGCGCUAUUAAGGUGUGCUGCAAGUUCUCAUGUCGAACUGAGCGAAGGGCAUUUAUUUCUGCUAUUCUGGCCUUUACGCAUCUCACGAACUAUCGUGAAAUCGAAUACAAGAGCCUCAAAUCUAUCGUUGUUCUUAUUCGUAUUGCCCUUGAGGAGGGUGACCACCUGGAGGACUCGUGGUAUGAGAUACUUCGUUGUAUCUCUCUCCUUGCUAAGCUACAUAUAUUGGCUGAUUCGUCACCGACGAUGCCGCCAUCAUCUCGGAAUCAAGGCUUUUCGAUGAUGAAGACUGCUUCCUACGUUGGGGGCGACGUUGACAGUCGAUCGAAUACACAGUUGCUGAGAGAGCGAACAAAGUUUGAACGUCAGAAUGCCGAGACUAUAGCGAAGUACAUUGAUGAGGUAGAGGCUCACCGUCUCUUCUCCCGCAGUAAUCACCUCAAGGAUGCAUCUGUAGUUGAUCUCGUUGAGGCAAUAUGUGUAGUGAGUGCAGAAGAACUGGCGGAAAACCCACCGCGUUUGUUUUCCCUGCAGAAGCUUGUAGAAGUGACAGACACAAACAUAUGGCGACAGCGCUACAUCUGGUCUAAGAUGUGGACCAACGUCUCGCGUCAUUUCGUUACCAUUGGAUUAAGCGCAAACCAACUUGUAUCCAUGUUUGUAGUGGACCAUCUGCGGCAGUUGGCAACUAAGUUUUUAUCCCGCAAGGAGCUUGGAAACUUCAACUUCCAGAAAGAUGUCUUGCGGCCGUUUGAAAUAAUCGCCUCACAGGCGAAGUCGUUGGCAUUGAAAGAGCUUAUUAUCGCCUCUUUGGGCCAGAUGGUGGAAGCUCAAGCCGAGAGUCUUGGCAGCGGCUGGAGUGCUCUGUUGGCUGCGCUCGCACACUGUGUGCGUGACGUAAAGAGCCCCGAAGCCGUGUAUUCUGCCGCAAUGGUCUUGCAGCGCAUCACCCUUUUUCACCUGCAUUUCCUUACUUCUACAGACUUGGUAGAUGUUAUCAAUGCGUGGACUGUUGUUGGCCGCUCUACUCCUGGCGGCGUCACAGCCCAAUCAGCAGUGUGGUACAUUCGCUAUGUGGUUGCUGUUUCUCCUUUUGUGACUACUACAACUGCCAUUACUUGUGCAACUGUACUGAACACUGACUCGAGUGACCUCCCUAAGGAGCCAUGUGGGAGGUGUGCGUCCAGAUUCGAAGCGUCUACAACUAAUGGGGAUAAUCAUGUGGAAACACAACGCGGCGACAGUGACAACAACAACAACAACAGCAACGAAAACAAUCGCAUACUUCUGAUGGAGGAAAUAAAACACCGGACGUCUUUUUUUAUACAUUCCACUCUCAAUGAGAGGGACAACCAUGAUGGUGGUGGUUUGAAGGAGUUAUCCACACCAAAGAGAACAACAAUGUCAACCUUAUGCACUGUAGCUACUGCUGCUUUGACAUCGUUGGUAGUGGCUGAUCCGAUAAGCGGUGAUGCUAUUGACGUCAUGUUCGCUAUCAUGUCGGACAUGCACAGCGCUUUCACGCCAGAGGCGUGGUGGUGUGCUUUUGCUCGUGCGGUUGCUCCUAUCCUUGACUAUCUCUUACUGCGGUGCAAAUCAUCCAAAGGGUCAACUGAAUUGUGUUUGCCGCUUUUGAAGCAGACUGUGACAGGCGUGGUGCACCUGGCAGGCUCUAUCCUUGAUGCUGCCCCUCUACGUGUGGAAGAUGUACGCUUUUUGUUCCAAACUAUAGUGGGUGACUUGUGCACUAAUGAGAACGAUGGAGUGAUUGAGAUUGGGUUCCAAGGUGGGCGGCAACUUUUGCAACACCUUGACGAACGCGCCGUUGAUGACGAAGCUUUGUGGAGUUGUGUGGUGACGUACAUGUGUGAAGUGGGUGAAGAUCUGAUGGGGAUGUUGGAGUCUGUCUGUAGCUUACCACCAGUAUUAAACCAGCGCGACGCGACGGCGCCCUGCCUGUUGGCUUUACUGCAGUACGUUAAGUGGCUCCGCGAUGCGUCGCUACUACCGUUAUUGACCGUUGCGUGUCGUGCAAAAGCUGUAGACGCGUUGGUGUGUAUUCUCCAUCGCACUAUGUCGCUUCUUAGUACCUCUUUUUUUGGUCGACUCGACACAACGCAGAAAAGAGGAGCAUACAAAGUGGCCUUGUUCAUAACACUCGAGCGGUCAGUGUGUAACGCCAUCCUCCAGGUGGCGGAGCGGUACACCGCCUCUAUGGAAGAGCAGUACAACAUGUUCUGGAUGCUCGUGAUGAAGCAGUUUACGACAAUCUCUUUGGGUGCGUCGGAAGUUAACAAACAAGAAGCAGUGAGUCUAAGGGAGCUUGUCAGGCGUCUUCUGGAUGCCAUGCUUCAAGCCCCGUCGAACGUAAUGGUGGAACGUGUCAGGGUCUGUAUGCCGUUUCUUUGUAAAAUGAUCGCCGUGAACGAUGCCGCAUGCGCUGCUUCACUUGCAAGCCUUUUUUUAAAGUAUCACACAGCCAUUACUGAUGCGUCUUGA